Bubalus bubalis (water buffalo) is the source of this 1827-nucleotide messenger RNA. It is a transcript of the gene ANXA9, whose product is annotated as annexin A9. Bases 526 to 1614 code for a protein of 362 amino acids. Lineage: Eukaryota; Metazoa; Chordata; Mammalia; Artiodactyla; Bovidae. The record is from RefSeq and is a predicted model, not a curated record. Gene Ontology annotation, cellular component: cytoplasm. Gene Ontology annotation, molecular function: calcium-dependent phospholipid binding; calcium ion binding. The transcript is spliced from 14 exons.
GAAACUGAACUCAGAGACUGGGCUUCUGUGGUCCCAAACCAGCCCCACAGAGAAAGCAGUGCACAAAGCCUCCUGUGUCAGGGCUGAGCUGCUGAGAGGCAAGCGGAGUUCUCUUGUUUGGGCUGAGGCCAGUUCCUGGGAGGAGAGAUGCUGUAGGGAGGUGUUUGCAUGUGGGACACGGUACAGCCUGGUCCUCUCCCACAGUUGGGAGGGGCCAGAGCCCGAGGACGGUGGGGCUAGUCUGCUGCAGAGGUCAUCUGACUGGCUGUUCAGCUUGGGCGGCACAUACCGCUGUCCUGUACCAGGCCACACCGGAGCUGGUGAGCACACAAGGCACCGCGCCAGAGUCUGACGACACCCACUUUGCCCCCAGCACCUCUGGGUACCCAUGUACCCACAAGAACACACACUUACCUCAGCUCAGAAACUGUGGCUGCUGACCUAAAGAUUCCAGCGGGAAACUCCGAGGGAGAAAGACACGCAGCACAGUGGUGGAAGCUGACGGGCAGGGCAGCCAGUAGCACCAUGUCUGUGGCCCACGGGAAGAUGGGACUCUCCUUGACUCAGGAGAUCCUCAGUCACCUGGGCCUUGCCAACAAGACUGCAGCUUGGGGCACCCUGGGCACCCUCAGAACCUUCUUGAGCUUCAAUGUGGACAAGGAUGUACAGAGGCUGCUGAAGGCCAUAGCAGGCCAAGACCCUGACAGGGCUCUGCCAGGCUCACAGGCCAGCCCUCACCUUGGUUCAGGUGUGGACUGUAUUGCCAUUCUGGACGUGCUGACCAACCGGAGCCGAGAGCAAAGGCAGCUCAUCUCUCGAGCCUUCCACGAACGCACCCAGCAGGACCUACUGAAGUCCUUGCAGGCAGCACUCUCUGGCAACCUGGAGAGGAUCGUGGUUACUCUGCUGCAGCCUGCAGCCCAUCUCGAUGCCCGGGAAUUGAGGACAGCCUUGAAGGGCUCAGGUUCUGCUGAAGAUGUGGCCUUGGAAAUUCUUGCCACCCGAACCCCACCCCAGCUGCAGGAGUGCCUGGCAGUCUACAAACACAAUUUCCAAGUGGACGCUGCAGAGGACAUCAAGUCUGAGACCAGGGGCAUCUUGCGGGACUUGCUCCUGGCCCUGGCCAAGGGGGGCCGCGAGGCCUACACUGGAAUCAUUGACUAUAACCUGGCUGCACAGGACCUCCAGGCAUUAAAGCAGGCUGAAGGACCCAGCACAGAGAGGACGUGGGUCCUCAUCUUCACCCAGCGCAAUCCCGAACACCUUGUCCGAGUGUUGAACCAGUACCAGUGGUACACGGGGCAUGAGUUGGAGAAGACUGUCCGGGCCCGUUUCCAUGGAGCCGCCUGCGUGGCUCUGCUCAACCUAGCCUCGGUGAUCCGGAACACACCCCUGUACUUUGCUGAUAAACUUCAUCAAGCCCUCCAGGAGACUGAACCCAAUUACCAAGCACUGAUGCGCAUCCUUAUUUCUCGAAGUGAGACUGAUCUUCUAAGUAUCCGAGCCGAGUUCAGAAAGAAAUUUGGCAAGUCCCUCUACUCUUCCCUCCAGGAUGCAGUGAAAGGGGACUGCCGGUCAGCCCUACUAGCCCUGUGCCGGGCGGAAGACCUUUGAGACCUCAUCCCCGCAUGACCUUCAAGGAUCUGAGAUUCUCUUGUUUGGCUGAGCCUGCAGGAGACCAGCUGGGCCUCCAAAUAAUGACCCCUCACUGAGCACCACAUGUUCCAGCUUCUUGUUGAGGCCAGAACUCAACGUUGCUUUUAAAUUCCUUCACCUCUCUCAUUUCAAAGUGAUGCCUGCACCUGGAUCCCCUAGCUCUGUCCUGGG